UCUGAGGGCGGAAACAUCAACAGUGAGGACAAACCCAGCCUGCCUCUCUCCUUCCACACGGAGUCCAAGCAUACAGUCACUGGGUCCUGAUUGUGACCGCGAGGCCCAGUUUGCACCGCAGGAUCCAGAGAUGGCAUCAGUGAAGCUGGAAGACUGCAGUCAAACACUGGAGCUGAAUGUCAACAUUAAAGAUGAAGAAGAGGAGGAGAAGAUUGGGAAAUCUGUUUCUCAUGGACUAGAAUUAAGUCUGAGGCCGGUAACAUCAACAGUGAGGACAAACCCAGCCUGCCUCUCUCCUUCCACACUAAGUCCAAACCCACAGUCACUGGGUCCUGAUUGUGACAGUGGGGCCCAGUUUGCACUGCAGGAUCCAGAGAUGGCAUCAGUGAAGCUGGAAGACUGCAGGCAAACACUGGAGCUGAAUGUCAACAUUAAAGAUGAAGAAGAGGAGGAGAAGAUUGGGACAUCUGUUAAUCAUGGAGACAAUGUUGAGACAUUCUCUACAUCCAGAGAGCAUCAGCAGGAAGAUCACAGAGCAAAGAGGUCUCACCACUGCCCACAUUGUGAGGAGAUUUUCCCAUUUCUAUCAAAGCUAAAAAUACACCUAAAAAUACACACAGGAGAAAAGCUUUACUCCUGCUCUGAAUGUGGAAAAUGCUUCAAAACGUCAACUGCGCUAAAAGUUCAUCAUGGAACACACAGAGGAGAGAAGCAUUUCUCCCGCUCUGACUGUGGAAAGAGUUUCUCUCAUCGGGACACCUUAAAAAGACAUGAACAUAUACACACAGGAGAGAAGCCUUACUCCUGCUCUGACUGUGGAAAGAGUUUCUCUCAUCGGUACACCUUAAAACAACAUGAACAUAUACACACAGGAGAGAAGCCUUACUCCUGCUCUGACUGUGGAAAGAGUUUCUCUCAUCGGGACACCUUAAAACAACAUGAACAUAUACACACAGGAGAGAAGCCUUACUCCUGCUCUGACUGUGGAAAGAGGUUCUCUCAUCGGAACACCUUAAAACAUCACGAACAUAUACACACAGGAGAGAAGCCUUACUCCUGCUCUGACUGUGGAAAGAGUUUCUCUGGACCAAGCAACCUAAAACAACAUGAACAUAUACACACAGGACAUAAGCCUUACUUCUGCUCUGACUGUGGAAAGAGUUUCUCUCAACCAAGCCACCUAAAACAACAUGAACGUAUACACACAGGAGAGAAGCCUUACUCCUGCUCUGAAUGUGGAAAAUGCUUCAAAACAUCAACUGCACUAAAAGUUCAUCAGAGAACACACACAGGAGAGAAGCCUUACUUCUGCUCUGACUGUGGAAAGAGUUUCUCUCGGCCAUGCCACCUAAAACAACAUGAACGUAUACACACAGGAGAGAAGCCUUACUUCUGCUCUGACUGUGGAAAGAGUUUCUCUCAACUGGGCACCUUAAAACAACAUGAACGUAUACACAAAAGAGAGAAGCCUUACUCCUUUUCGGACUGUGGGGCAAGUUUCUCUCGUCCGGACACCUUAAAAUGAUCUGAACAUAUACACACACUGGAGAGAAGCCUUACUCCUGCUCUGACUGGAAAGUGUUUCUCUUGAAUGUGCCAUUUAAAAAGACACCAAGGGAAACAAGAGAGGAGCCUUACCACUGAUCUGACUGUAGAAAAUGUUAAAACACCAGCUGAGCUUAAAGGUCAUUAGAGAAAAGACAAAGGAGAGAAGCCUUUUUAAAAAAAAAAUUAUUUAACCUUUAUUUAACCAGGUAGGCAAAUUGAGAACACGUUCUCAUUUACAAUUGCGACCUGGCCAAGAUAAAGCAAAGCAGUUCGACACAUACAACAACACAUAGUUACACAUGGAGUAGAACAAACAUACAGUCAAUAAUACAGUGAAAAAUAAGUCUAUAUACAAUGUGAGCAAGUGAGGUGAGAUAAGGGAGGUGAAGGCAAAUAAAAUAUAUUAAUAAAUAAAAAUAUAAAAAGGCCAUGGUGGCGAAGUAAAUACAAUAUAGCAAGUAAAAAAACACUGGAAUGGUUGGUUUGCAGUGGAAGAAGGUGCAAAGUCGAGAGAGAAAUAAUGGGGUGCAAAGGAGCAAAAUAAAUAAAUACAGUAGGUAAAGAGGUAGUUGUUUGGGCUAAAUUAUAGAUGGGCUAUGUACAGGUGCAGUAAUCUAUGAGCUGCUCUGACAGCUGGUGCUUAAAGCUAGUGAGGGAGAUAAGUGUUUCCAGUUUCAGAGAUUUUUGUAGUUCGUUCCAGUCAUUGGCAGCAGAGAACUGGAAGGAGAGGCGGCCAAAGGAAGAAUUGGUUUUGGGGGUGACCAGAGAUAUACCUGCUGGAGCGCGUGCUACGGGUGGGCGUUGCUAUGGUGACCAGCGAGCUGAGAUAAGGGGGGACUUUACCUAGCAGGGUCUUGUAGAUGACCUGGAGCCAGUGGGUUUGGCGACGAGUGUGAAGCGAGGGCCAGCCAACGAGAGCGCACAGGUCGCAGUGGUGGGUAGUAUAUGUAUACAUUACUUCUGCCCUCAAUGUGGCAAGAGUUUUUCCCAAUUGGGCAAUGUAGAAACACACCAACGGAUACACACUUGAGAGAAGCCUUAUCACUGCGCUGACUGUGGGAAGAGAUUCUACAGAUUGGGCCAUUUAAAAAGACACCAAUGUAAACAUAAAGGAGAGAAGCCUCAUCAGUUCUCUCAGACCAGCUAAGAUUAGACACUCCACUUAAUUCUCAUGUCAUUAAAUAACUGGCAACGUUGAAUUGGAUCAAAUGAAGAAAGUGUAGAACACUAUUGUAAUCCUAUAGUUUCUCACUGUGAGAGAAUAAUGCAGAGGAAAGGGAGCGUUAUAGAAUGUUAGCCUCUCUUUACUGAUCAGUGUGCACCUUGUCAAUUUUGGUGUGAGAGAGAAUAAAGUAGACGGCACACGUCAAACGUUUGAUUCAUGACCCUAUGUCCGGAUGACGUGUGCAUGCCCAUAUUUGGGCAUUCCAGUCAGGACAUCCUGGCGGGAAGUGAUCACUUGGUUAUGCCCAUAUAUGGGCAUCCUGUUCCUGUUCUCACGCCUUAGUGAGUGCGGCAAUAUUUAUAUGAUGCCUUUGAAGUUGUCAUGAUGAUUGAUGUCUAGGGACCUCUUUGAACUGGGGGGGAUGAACAUUUCAAAGAGUUUGAACCCCCAGAACACUAAACAAGAUUUUAAAAAUCAGCAUGGAUUUUGUGAUC
Messenger RNA from Salvelinus fontinalis (brook trout), 3207 nucleotides. RefSeq names its product zinc finger protein 501-like. Bases 131 to 1525 code for a protein of 464 amino acids. Gene Ontology annotation, molecular function: DNA-binding transcription factor activity; RNA polymerase II cis-regulatory region sequence-specific DNA binding. The record is from RefSeq and is a predicted model, not a curated record. Gene Ontology annotation, biological process: regulation of transcription by RNA polymerase II. Lineage: Eukaryota; Metazoa; Chordata; Actinopteri; Salmoniformes; Salmonidae. The transcript is spliced from 3 exons.